Molecule: messenger RNA, 852 nt
Organism: Arabis nemorensis
Lineage: Eukaryota; Viridiplantae; Streptophyta; Magnoliopsida; Brassicales; Brassicaceae
Source: the annotation of a GenBank genome assembly
AUGGCGGCUUCCUCCAUCGCCACCGUACAGAAGACGGUUCGCGUCGCAGCUGCUCAGAUGACGUCGGUGAAUGAUCUGAUGGCCAAUUACGCCACCUGCUCUCGUCUCGUACAAGAAGCAGCCUCGGCCGGUGCAAAGCUGAUUUGCUUCCCUGAGAACUUUUCCUACGUUGGAGAUAAAUUAGGGGACAGUGUGAAAAUUGCUGAAGCAUUAGAUGGACCUGUGAUGCAACGGUAUUGCUCUCUAGCAAGGGAUUCAAAUAUAUGGUUGUCUCUUGGAGGCUUCCAAGAGAGAUUUGACGAUACCCAUUUGUGCAAUACACAUGUUGUGAUUGAUGAUACUGGGAUCAUCAGAAGCACUUAUCAGAAAAUGCAUUUGUUUGAUGUUGAUGUUCCUGGUGGAAGUUCAUACAAGGAGAGCAGCUUUACAGUUCCAGGGACAAAAAUUGUUUCCGUAGAUAGCCCUAUUGGACGCUUAGGCCUUACUGUAUGCUACGAUUUGAGAUUUCCUAAGAUUUAUCAGCAACUGAGAUUCGACCAGGAAGCUCAGGUUUUACUUGUACCAUCAGCUUUCACAAAGGUCACUGGGGAGGCACACUGGGAGAUUCUUCUUCGAGCCCGAGCAAUUGAAACCCAAUGUUAUGUCAUAGCUGCUGCUCAAGCUGGGAAGCAUAAUGAGAAAAGAGAAAGUUACGGGGACACACUUAUCAUUGAUCCGUGGGGAUCUGUGGUUGGAAGAUUACCUGAUCGUGUUUCGACUGGCAUUGUCGUGGCAGAUAUUGAUUUCUCACUGAUUGACUCGGUGAGAACAAACAUGCCACUUGACAAGCAACGGCAGUCGAUAGAUCUCUGA